GUUGGGAAGAAGCUUUCUCGCCCUGCUCGUCUGCCUGAUUGUCAGGUGUAUUUCGCUCAUCCCCAUGCAUCGGUCUGGUUUCGUUCAAAAUCAGUUUGAAAAGAGUUCGAGACUGAAGAGGAAGUUCCAAGAAAUCAGACGCAAUGAAAGAAAUCCAUCAGUUUGUUCUCACCAAACAGAGUAACGAACCAUUCGGAUUCCGACUCAUCGGUGGCAAGGAUGAAGGGUUGAGUUUGAAGAUUGAGAAGAUUGUGGUCGGAUCUGCAGCUACUGAUGCAGGCCUAAAAGUUCGAGACUUCCUCGUCAGUGUCCAGGGGCAAAAAGUUCUGGAAAUGACCCAUCACCAAGUGGUGCAGCUCAUAAGAAAUGCGGGGAACUCGCUUAAUCUCGACAUUGAGAGGGGCGAUCAUAUUGUCCCAAAUUUCGAGGAGAUCUGGCCAUCUGGCAAAUUGGCCAAGCAAAAUCAGGAGUGCGAUCCUGACACGGGCAUCAAUUACGUUUUGAGUGCGAUGCAAGAAGGUGUUCCAGGAUCAAGGGACGAGAUGUUUACUACAGUGGGCAAGCCUAAGAUUGAAUGUCAUCAGUACGACAAUCCCAUCAAUUGCUAUUCCGAGCAAGUGAUCAAGGAGAUGGGCGACAAAGGAAACUGGCAAAUGGCUGCAGACCAAGAGAUCCUCCAUGAGAACAAAGCUCAUGGAAAGCUCAUCUUGGGAGCCCACUAAUUACAGAAACGGAGAGGUUAUAUUACAUAUACAAUGAUUAAUCCAUGUCAUUUCUUGAAAAUUUAUUGAGUUCCGUCCAUUCAUUCUUCAAAGCAGUCUUUAAGCAGGGCAGGGCGAUGUUAAUGUAAGUCUUGACAACGUUACUGUAUAACAUGUUAUUUUUGACCUUAAUUGACAAAUUGACUCUAAAUGUUCCAAUACAAGCACAUGAACACGAUUUGCGGAGAUUAUUAAAGAUUAUCAAGAUG
Tigriopus californicus is the source of this 970-nucleotide messenger RNA. RefSeq names its product PDZ and LIM domain protein 1-like. Gene Ontology annotation, cellular component: apical plasma membrane. Lineage: Eukaryota; Metazoa; Arthropoda; Copepoda; Harpacticoida; Harpacticidae. The transcript is spliced from 4 exons. Bases 144 to 722 code for a protein of 192 amino acids. Gene Ontology annotation, molecular function: protein binding; protein-membrane adaptor activity. The record is from RefSeq and is a predicted model, not a curated record. Gene Ontology annotation, biological process: protein localization to plasma membrane.